AUGUUAAAUCCGAUUAAGUUUAUAGUGUGGAACAUUCGUGGUGCUUCGAACAAGGAGUCAUUACGGCAUAUUCGUCGCACUUGUAGAUCAAACAAUAUUCAUUUUCUGAUUCUAUUGGAGCCAUUAGCCAAUGUUUCUCAUUUGGGGAGUGUGCAGCUGUUCUUGGGUUUUGAUUUUGCUCGGUCCUUCGUGCACAACAAAAUUUGGAUAUUCUGGUGUUCAGAUGCUCGAUAUUCUUUUGUAGAAGGCUCGGAUCAAUUAGUUCAUAUACAUUUGUCUUUCCCUUCUUGUUCUUCCAUUAUUAUUUCGGCUGUCUAUGCGAAGUGUAACAGAAUUGGUAGGAGACGGUUAUGGGAGGCUCUGGAGCAAUUUUCCACAUCUAUUACUCUUCCAUGGAUUGCCGUAGGGGACUACAACGUUAUUUCUUCCGCAGAGGAAAGGAUUGGAGGAUCAGCCCCGAAUAUUCGUGAUUUGGAAGAAUUCAACUCUGCUUUAAAUCGGAGUGGUCUAUUUCCAGUUCAGUUCGAUGGGUCUGCUUACAUAUGGACAAAUGGUCGCAUGUGGCAGCGACUUGAUCGAGCGGUCGUUAAUAGCGUUUGGCUGUCUGAUAUUGAGAUGACUCGAGUUGCUCAUCUUCAGAGAGGGCGGUCUGACCAUUGUCCGUUGCUGGUCAGGAGAGGAAGUACGACAGCACGACGGUCUUCAUUUCGAUUUCUUAAUGUCUGGCGAGGUCAUUCCAAUUUUCAACAAACAGUAAGGUCUGCUUGGGCUCAGCCUGUUUCUGGAGUUGGAAUGCAGAAAUUCUUUAAUAAAUUGCAGCAGACCGCGCUGUUUGCUCUGGCAGCAGACCGCACUGUUUGCUCUGGCAGCAGACCGUCACUUGAUCUGCCCAAGCUUACGCAAGAGGAGAACGACAUGCUGUUGAAAUCACCAUCGGUAGAAGAAGUUUAUACGGUAAUAUGUUCGUUUGACCCUCAGAGUUCUGCGGGGCCUGAUGGUUUUGGAGGGGGUUUUUAUCAAAGUUGCUGGGAGUGUAUAAGGGACGACUUCAUGGACGCGGUGAAGGAUUUUUUCGCUGGUACCACAAUGCCCCACGGAUUUUCAAGUACAACGAUCACAUUACUGCCCAAAAAGGAAGGUGCAUGUGAGUGGAAAGAUUUCCGACCAAUAAGCUUAUCUAACGUUAGUUCAAAGAUCAUUUCUAAGAUUUUGUCUACCCGCAUUAAUCAACUCCUUCCUAAGUUGAUUUUAGAGUUUCAGAUUGGCUUUAUCCCGGGCAGGGGAAUACAAGAUAAUGUUCUGCUAGCUCAGGAAUUAAUUCUGGAUUUGGACAAGAAACUGCGUCACCCUAACGUAAUAUUGAAAUUGGAUAUGGAGAAGGCCUAUGACAGGGUGGACUGGGGGUUUUUAUUAUACAUGCUUCGUGAAUUUGGCUUUAAAGAAGGUGUGGUAGAUCUGAUUUUUCGAUUAAUAUCCAACGUUUGGUUUUCUGUCCUGGUUAAUGGGGAGCUCACGAGCUUUUUCAAGUCGACUAGAGGGGUUCGUCAGGGGGAUCCUUUAUCUUCCACUCUUUUCCUUUUUGUCUCGGAAUUUCUUGGAAAGGGCCUUCAGCAGCUGUUUACUAGGAAUCCAGGAUUUAGAUUUUUGACUAAGGGAGGGCUGGUCCCGUUUCUUGCUUUUGCCGAUGACGUGAUUAUUUUCACGCGGGCAUCGUCUGAAUGUCUGCAGGCUGUGUCGUCCUUUCUACGAGAAUAUCAAACUCUUUCUGGCCAAAAAAUUAAUCUCUCCAAGAGUCGUUUCCUUUGUUCGUCGAAGCUUCCUUCGGAUGUUAUCAACUUAAUUCAGCAAGUAACGGGAUUUCAUGGGCAGUCUUGGCCUGUCAAAUAUUUGGGAGUUCCACUUUCUCUUGGCCGUAGUAAAAAUGUCUUAUUUGAUGGAGUUAUUGCUUCCGUUAGAGCAAAGCUUCGUCAUUGGAGUUCUCGGUUUCUUUCUGCUGGGGGAAAGCUCAUCUUGCUUCGUCAUGUGUUGAAUUCAAUGCCUCUUCACCUCUUGCAGACGGAUUCAUUGGUCUUCCUGGGAAAAAUUAUGCUUUCCAGUCGAAGAAGGGGAUUGGGAUUUCGAUCACUGUUGGACUUAGAGAAGGCUUUUGCAAUGAAAUUAUGGUGGAGAAUACGUCAAAAGAGCUCUCCUUGGGUCAGAUUUAUGCACCGUAAGUACAUUGGCGAACAGCACCCAUUCUUGGCUGCGGCUGCUGUUGGGUCGGCAACAUGGAAGCGGGUCUGUUCGGUUCGGGCUAUAACUGAAGACAAUAUUCGUUGGCGGCUUGGUGAGGGAUUCAUCGAUUUAUGGCAUGAUCGAUGGCUAUUCGACGAACCUCUUAGCAGACAGUUUGCUGGUGUGCCUCCUGAUUUUUUAGUAGCUGAGUUUUAUACCUCUACGGGGUGGAAUACUGAACGUCUCCUCCAAGUUCUUCCUCGAUCUGUUGUUAAUAUUAUUUCACAAACACUUGUUGAUCCGACCCUUAAGGAUGAAUUGGUUUGGGCUCCUUCAGCGGAUGGUACAUUCACUGUGUCGUCAGCCUGGGAUUUAGUUAGACAGCGGCGUAACCUGUCAUUGGUUUGGCGUGGAAUUUGGUGUCCUUUGCUGCCUUUAAAAAUGUCAUACUUAGUUUGGAGGGUAUUGGCUGAUUUUCUUCCUCUGGACGACAAGCUCCGUUCUAGAGGAAUUUCCAUGGUUUCCAAAUGUGAUUGCUGUGGUAAUGCAGUGGAGUCUUUGAAUCAUAUUUUUUUGCAUGGCAGUAGAAACGAUGCUCGGUUUGGAAAUAUCCCCCCUGUCUAUUCUAAAGUUAUUUUCGAUAUCAAUGGGUGGUUGGUUGCUACGGGGGUUGCACGCAUGCUGAACAGAUUUCAGUUGGAGGGGGAUACGGAUACGUAUUUUGCACGUUACUUUCGGAUCAAACCAGCUAAAUCCUUAUGUCCGAAGGCUAUAUCAUGGAUGAAGCCUCCUCGAGGGUCAAUCAAACUUAACACCGAUGCAAGUGUGUCAAAUGGUUUGUCUAAAGGCGGUGGAGUGAUACGAGAUUUUGAAGGGAAGAUGCUUGGUGCUUUUUAUAAGGAAUUCGGGGAAUAUGAGGUGGUACAUGCGGAGGGCUUAGCAUUGUUAACUGGUCUACAGUAG
Molecule: messenger RNA, 3177 nt
Organism: Coffea arabica (coffee)
Lineage: Eukaryota; Viridiplantae; Streptophyta; Magnoliopsida; Gentianales; Rubiaceae
Source: RefSeq, a predicted model, not a curated record